AAUACCCAAAUGUCAAAGGAAAAAACCUAGGGUUUUUGUCUCUGCGAUUGGAGUAGCUGCUUCUACCUCGCACCCUCUGUGCCGCACCCACCAACACCACCAACCAUGGCUGACAUCGUUCAAGAAGCUCCUGCCAUCGUUCCAGAUCCCACCCAAAUCGACGUCAAGCUCUUCAACCGUUGGAGCUUCGACGAUGUUCAGGUUAAUGAUAUUUCUCUGGCUGAUUAUAUUGGAGUGGUGGCGUCCAAGCAUGCUACGUAUGUUCCUCACACUGCUGGAAGGUACUCAGUGAAGCGGUUCAGGAAAGCUCAGUGCCCCAUUGUUGAGAGGCUUACAAACUCUCUCAUGAUGCACGGAAGGAACAACGGAAAGAAGCUCAUGGCUGUCAGGAUUAUCAAGCAUGCCAUGGAGAUCAUUCAUUUGCUCACUGACCAGAACCCAAUUCAGGUCAUCGUUGAUGCCGUCAUCAAUAGUGGUCCCCGUGAAGAUGCAACUAGAAUUGGUUCUGCUGGAGUUGUGAGGAGACAGGCUGUGGAUAUCUCACCCCUCCGACGUGUUAAUCAGGCUAUCUAUCUUCUAACAACCGGUGCUCGUGAAGCUGCUUUCAGGAAUAUCAAGACCAUUGCUGAAUGCUUGGCUGAUGAGCUUAUUAAUGCAGCAAAGGGUUCAUCCAACAGUUAUGCCAUCAAGAAAAAGGAUGAGAUUGAAAGAGUUGCCAAGGCUAAUCGUUAAGCUGUCUGUAGAAGCAGUAUUGGUGACCGGAAAGAUUUUGUUUCUAUCUUUGUACUUCAUUUAUUUAAAUUUCGAAUAUUGUGUAAUACUUUCAAUGGCUUUAGUUAAUUUUUAGUUUGCUUAAGGAUUUACAUGAACGAUUUUGUUGCUUGGACGUAAAUUUAUAUUCCAAGACCCCGAGUUUAGCACUAUCCUGCUUCAUAAAUUGCUGUGAUGAUUCAACUGCU
Messenger RNA from Cajanus cajan (pigeon pea), 959 nucleotides. RefSeq names its product small ribosomal subunit protein uS7. Gene Ontology annotation, cellular component: small ribosomal subunit. NCBI's taxonomy places the organism in Eukaryota, Viridiplantae, Streptophyta, Magnoliopsida, Fabales, Fabaceae. Gene Ontology annotation, biological process: translation. The record is from RefSeq and is a predicted model, not a curated record. Gene Ontology annotation, molecular function: RNA binding; structural constituent of ribosome.